UCCUGCAGCUCACCAAGGGGAUCCACGGUGGCUUCCUGACGUCCGCUUUAAGGAAGUCCGAAAGUUAGCCUUCUUACCGAUUGACUUUGUUUUUUAUCCGGUAGACUGACUCGUGAUGUCUGGCGAACAGAGCGAAGGCCAGGAGGCUAUGAACGUAUACUCUGUAACCCUCAGCGGCCCCGCGCCUUGGGGCUUCAGGCUGCAGGGUGGCAAGGACUUCAGCAUGCCCCUCACCGUGUCAAGGCUGACCCCGGGUGGGAAGGCAGCUCAGGCUGGUGUCGGGGUUGGAGACUGGGUGGUGUCCAUCAGUGAAACCAAUGCAGAAGAAAUGACCCAUGUGGAGGCACAAAACAAGAUCAGAGCAGCAACAGACUCCCUCACCCUCACCCUCAGCAAAGCUUUCAAAGCGGGUGGAGACCAGAAGGAUUCACUUGCUCCGGCGUCUGUUCUGCCAAAGUACUCCUUUGCCCCCAGCACAACCAUUAACAAGAUGGCGCGGCCAUUUACAGCAGGUGGUGGUAGUGCCAACUCAGGACCUGCUAUUAAACCUGUGGCCUACUCCCCUAAACUUAACACCCAGAGCUCACAGGGCCGUGCCAGUAUGCAGCAGCCACAGAAUGGGCACGGCCUCAGGGUGGAGAACCUGCCCUGCUUUAUCCCCAACGACCGCAGCAAGAAGAGGCUGAUCCAGGACACUGAGGACUGGCAGCCCCGCACUGGCACCACCCAGUCCCGCUCCUUCCGCAUCCUGGCCCAGCUCACAGGCACCGACUUCAUGCAGGACCCAGAUGAUGAAAUCAUGAAGAGGUCCAGGGAAAAGUUCCUCACUGAGAUUCAGAGUCCCCGCUAUGCCCGUCUGAGGGAUUGGCACCACGACAGGUCUGCUCGCGCCCUCAAUAUCAAAUCCUGAGCGACAUCCUAGACGCCAUGGGAUGCAGAGCCCAGCCAGAGCCUGCUAGCGAUAGCAACACCGCAACGACUACGUGACAAAGACGACGAAGAUAGCCGACUGUACAAUGGCAGUUAACAAAUUCACCUUUUGGAUACAGAUGGGGUGAAAAAGAAGUUUGAGGGAAAAAAAGAAAGAAAAGCAAACCAAAAAUAGAAGAAACAUAGCCUAGAUGACAAAGCCCAAAGUGGAACCUUGCAUACUGAGCCUAAGUGUAAGAUCUCUUUCUGAAUCUCUGACUUGAUGAUUGUAGACAACCUUGUGGACCACUGUGUCUGUGGCCCUAUUUUCCAUUUCACACUGCGUUACUUGGAGUUAAGCGGUGGGAAGGUGGAAAGGGGGGGUCUCAGCAGUGGGACGCGCCUUUCUGUUCGUUAUUCUUCUUUUGAAUGUGAAGUUCUAACCCUCCUUUGAUCUCUUUCUGUGUCUCUCACUCACUCUCUUCCAUUCAUCCUUUAGUUUUCAUUUGUGAUCCCCUCAUCUCGUAGGCUUCUCCAACCAUUAAGAACGAAAAGGAAGAUAAAUCUGUACUUUUGUUUUUUUUCUGCUGUCAUCAAAAAUAUAAAACAUCUGAAAAAAAGCAAA
Molecule: messenger RNA, 1534 nt
Organism: Plectropomus leopardus (leopard coralgrouper)
Lineage: Eukaryota; Metazoa; Chordata; Actinopteri; Perciformes; Serranidae
Source: RefSeq, a predicted model, not a curated record